Molecule: messenger RNA, 3270 nt
Organism: Scylla paramamosain (green mud crab)
Lineage: Eukaryota; Metazoa; Arthropoda; Malacostraca; Decapoda; Portunidae
Product: XK-related protein 6-like
Exons: 9
Coding region: 471-1700 (409 amino acids)
Cellular component (GO): membrane
Source: RefSeq, a predicted model, not a curated record
GUCUCCUGGUUUAUAUAGCUUUUAAUUUGGUAAAAUUAUCCUGAGUAUAUUAUGUUAUUGUCUGUACAGAAGUGCACGAAAAAAAAAAAAAAAAAGAAACGUCAACGAAUGCUCGGGUUGUGUCAAAACAAACACCACGGAGAGAGAGAGAGAGAGAGAGAGAGAGAGAGAGAGAACAUGUGUUAUAUGAAGUGAACGAAGGAAAUAGGGAAAAGCAGGAAGAUUAGAAGGACAUAAGAAGAUAGACAAGGAAUCACACAAGAAGAAAGGGAGAGAGAAAGUGAGUGAACGAAGAAAGGAGAGAGGAGAGAGAAAAGUUAUUGAGAUAAAGUGAACGAAGAAAGGAGAGGAAGAAAGAAAAAGUGAAUAAAGAAAGAGAAAGAAAAAAAGCGGCAGCAAGGACAAGAGGACAGGCGGUGGCAGUGCCGAGGCUAGUACCAGGCUGAAGGGUAGUGCCAGGGAGCCGCGGGAUGGCACAGAACGGUAUUCUUGACAGCAGCGAGGAUGAGGUGGACUUCCCCCCUAAUGACUACAUCUAUAGACCCAUCGAUGUGUUCUUUGUGGUCGUCGGCAUUGUGACCCUGAUUAUGGACUGGGGUUUUGACAUCACCACAGCAUACAACCACUGGUGCCACGAUGACUUUGCCUGGUUCACCCUGACGGUAAUCUUCAUGUGCUCCUCCUCUUUGGUCAUCAUGGUGGUGUCUCUGCGCUGGUACAUCAAGGACAUGUCCAAUGACAAGGUACCUCCUGUUUCAAAGUGCAAGUGGGUGGCCCGGGUCCUCAUUCUCCUGCUGCAGCUUGGCCCACUCAUAAGGUACUAUGACACACUGACCUUUGGCCUGAAAAGCAGAUGGUACUGGAGACGAGGGGACACACACCGACAGAAACAGUUUUACACUUGGAUGCUUUACGAGGAUGCGGACUCAGUGUUCCUGCGCAUGUUUGAGUGCUUCAUGGAAGCAGCACCACAGUUAGUCCUCCAGCUGUACAUCCUUACCCAGAUCCCUGUAACUGAUGAUCCCUCAAAAUAUGGAAAGAUUUGGCGGUAUGUCAUCUUCUUCGGGUCGGUCACCUCGCUGGUCAGCCUGGCGUGGGGUGUCAUGGCCUACUCACGGGGCUGCCGCUUCACCCAGCUGGAGAAGAACAACAUCUCCUUGCUGGGCUCCUUUGUCAUCUUCCUGUGGCACCUCUUCUGUCUUGCCGCCCGGGUGACAGCACUGGUGCUGUUCGCCUCCUGCUUCCGGAUGGUGGUGAUGUGGGUCUGCCUGGGCCACUGGGUAAUCAUGGCUGCCUGUCUCCUGCUGUGUCGUGCAUUCAGGGAAGCUUGCACCUCCAUUUUCUCUGAGGUGCUGAUGAGCUUGGUGUUUGGAGCGGUGUACAUUUUUGUGUUCCUGAAUUACAAGGACGAGCCAACACGGUGGAAGUAUGUGGCUUACUACACCAUGUGGGAAGUGGAGAACUUGGUACUGUUGGUGUUGUUCCUCCUGUAUGCUGACCCUGCUGUCUGGUACUAUGUCCCAGCGGUGGUAUUUCAUUUGAUGGCCUUUGCCCUGGGUCUGGUGUUCAUGGGCAUCUACUACACCCAGCUGCACCCCUCCAAGUGUGCCCUGCCCGUCCUGCCUCCACCCAGGGAGCAGGACGACCUCAUACACUCACCAGAGGAGGAUGCACAUCAGGCAAACCAGACAGAACUAUAGCACCCUUGUCAUCACCAUGCCUGUUAUCACCAUGCCUGUCAUUUCUACUCGUAGUCUCAAAUAUCUCAGUAUCUUAUCUGUGACUACUUCUAACAGGCUGCUGUGGAAGUUAUUGGAGUUUUCAAGGAUGUUUUCAUAGUUCCAGUGAUGGUUUGACAGGCUGCUGUGGAAGUUAUUGGGGUUUUCAAGGGUGUUUACAGGAAGUUACUGAGAGUUUCAAGGGUGUUCUAGUGAUAGUGAAAUGGAAAUUUUUAACUGUUAAUGAAAAAACACCCAUGGGAACCUGACUCAUGAUUAGUGUGGCCUUUGAAAACAGUUGUAGUGAAAGAACAAGGCAUUUCAAAAUAUAGACUUGUGUUUGGUGAGUCGAGAUGUGACUGUGUGUAGGUUUGUAUAGGAGAAUGUGCUCAUAAUGUAGUUGUUAAAUAUGUGAGGCAUUUAGAGAGAGAGAGAGAGAGAGAGUGGAUCUUCUUUACACUAUAUAUAUAUAUAUAACUUAAAUUAGUGUAUUUGUGUAUGUUUGUCUUCAUGUGUAUUAUAAUUAUAUAUGCAUACUAAAGGGGAACCAGUCAUGUGUGUGUGUGUGUGUGUGUGUGUUUGUGUGUGUGUGUGUGUGUGUCAGCCUAAGUGCCUUUAAAGAAAUGUCUUGUGAUUUUUUUUUUUUCUCCUGUUCUUCUUCUUCUUCUUCUUCUUCUUCUUCUUCUUCUUCUUCUUCUUCUUCUUCUUCUUCUUCUUCUUCUUCUUCUUCUUCUUCUUCUUCUUCUUCUUCUUCUUCUUCUUCUUCUUCUCUCAUUUCUUCUUUUUCUACUUCUUGAGUUAUGGUUUUCUGUAUCCAAUAUUUUCCCACUCUCCUAAAUAACUUUGUUCUUACUUCAUUAUUUCAUUCAGUAUUCCUUCACCCUCUUACUCUCUCCUUCCCCUCACUACAUCCCUCCUCCAUGCCCCUUGUUUCCUUUCUCUCUCCCUCUCCCUCUCCCUCUCCCUCUCCCUCUUCCUCUUCCUCUUCCUCUCCUUCCUGUUUGACUACUAGCCCUGUUGUUGUUAUUCUUUUUUUUGUUUUCUGUUGUUUUUUUUUAUUUGUAUUUUUCUCAUCUUUUUAUUUUUUCUUUCUUGUCCUUAUCAAUUCUUCCUCCUUCUCCUUCUCCACCUCAUCAUCAUCAUUUCCCUGUUCCUUUUAUGCUUCCUUAUCAACUCUUCCACAUCAUCUCCUCCUCCUCCUCCUCCUCCUCCUCCUCCUCCUCCUCCUCCUCCUCCUCCUCCUCCUCCUGUCUAAAGCAACAAAGGAGAAAGGGGAAGAACCAACAGGAGAAUGAAAUCUUAGAAGUAUUAGUGUAGAUCUGCCUAAAAGAACAGUUGGAGAGAGGAACACAGGAUCACAAAGAAAGACCAAAGAGAGUGCAAGGUUAGAUGUAUUAGUGAGGGAAUCUCAGAAGGGGUGGCAUGAUGUGUGACGUGCAUUUAUAUUUCCCUGGGUUAUGACUGAGCUCAUGGGGGUGUGAGUGAGCUGAAACUUACCUACAGUCCCUCAUGCAUGUCUCUAGCUUGUGUGUGUGUGUGUGUGUGUGUGUGU